Molecule: messenger RNA, 1199 nt
Organism: Gossypium arboreum
Lineage: Eukaryota; Viridiplantae; Streptophyta; Magnoliopsida; Malvales; Malvaceae
Product: transcription initiation factor IIF subunit beta-like
Exons: 6
Coding region: 228-1016 (262 amino acids)
Biological process (GO): transcription by RNA polymerase II; transcription initiation at RNA polymerase II promoter
Cellular component (GO): transcription factor TFIIF complex
Source: RefSeq, a predicted model, not a curated record
GUUUUAGCCUUUAGGAAAAGGCAGACACGUAAGGCAGGCUCCGUUCGCCUGGUUUCCUGAAUUCGCUCCGCCCGAUUUCUCAGGGUCCAUUUCAAAGAGAAACGACCAAGUAAACUACAGAUUGAGUGAAUAAAUUAUAUAAACCCUUGCCAAAAUCUUCCUCCCCCACCACCAAAACGUGGAUAAGAAAGUUUUAUACAGUCAGUCAUUUACAGAGGCUUUGAACAAUGGAUGAAGAUCACAACAACGGCGGCUUUUUGGAUAUGGGAAAAGCUGAUAGAUCGGUUUGGUUGAUGAAGUGCCCCGUGGUGGUCGCCAAGUCAUGGAAGAGCCAACUAGCUUCUUCUUCUUCUUCUUCUGAUUCUCAGCCUCUCGCCAAGGUUGUCUUCUCCCUCGACCCUCUCAAACCCGACGACCCUUCUUUACACCAGUUUACUAUGGAGGUGGCUGGAUCAGAGACCGAAAGAAUACCCAAAAGCUACUCUUUGAACAUGUUCAAAGACUUUGUUCCUAUGUGUGUCUUCUCUGAAUCAAGUCAAGGUUCGGUUGCAAUGGAAGGAAAAGUUGAGCAUAAAUUCGACAUGAAACCGCAUGAGGAAAACAUCGAGGAAUAUGGGAGAUUGUGUCGAGAAAGGACAAAUAAGUCCAUGAUCAAGAACAGGCAAAUACAGGUUAUAGAUAAUGACCGUGGAGUUCAUAUGAGGCCAAUGCCUGGAAUGGUUGGCUUGAUUUCAUCCAACCCCAAGGAUAAGAAGAAAACAAUGCCAGUUAAACAAUCAGACGUGAAAAGAACCCGAAGGGAUCGUGGGGAACUGGAAGAUAUAAUGUUCAAGCUGUUUGAGAGACAACCAAAUUGGACUUUGAAGCAACUUGUCCAAGAGACUGAUCAGCCUGCUCAAUUCCUUAAAGAGAUACUGAACGAGCUCUGCGUGUACAAUAAGAGAGGCGCCAAUCAAGGAACCUACGAGCUUAAGCCAGAGUAUAAAAAAUCUGCAGAGGACACUGCAGCUGAAUAGGUCAGAUAUAGCUGUAAUUUACGUUUCCCUUUUUCUCUGGUUAAUCGGAAUAUGUCUGAAAACAACCCUCAUGAAGAUGACAGAUAAAUAGAUAGACAAUAAUAGGAAGAAGGAAACAUAGCUGUAGCUAUUAACUUUGAUGUCCACAUGAUAUAAUCUAUUGUGAUAUUCGUACUUUGUGAA